AAAAACACCCUACAAUAUUUUCUCGUCGAAGUAAAAUAAAUUUUUAUAAGAAAACAGUGGAAAAAGUGUUAAUUUAUGCGCAGCGCGAGCAACAAAAAUCGAUUGAAGAACAAAACAUAAUAUAAAUAUGUAUGUAGGAAAAUUAUAAAAUGAAAAAGAACACACAAAAUUAAAGUAAAGAAAUAAAAAAAAAACAGAAUAUUAUAACAAAACGUAUAAAUAAAAGUUAAAUUAAUGCGCGCAGAAAAAGCAAGCACAGCAGUAAAAAGCUGUGAAACACAGCAGCACCGACAGCAGUGAACAGUGAAAAAGUUUCCAGCGUUGCAGCGCGCAACAAAUUUGUUUGAGUGAAAAAAAAACAAAAACAAGAAAUAAAGAACUUGAACUGAAAGUAAACUUUGAAUUUCGAAAAAAAAAAUGUGCAACACCUGAAAGAAGUGUUCAAAAAACCAAUAAAAAUUUAAGCCGAACAAGUUUCAUCACUAAAACUGUAAUCGUUUAGCGAAAUCUACAAAAAUGGAUAUGACAAAAGACAUUAUAGACUACACACAAAAACACGCUACAGACACAGCAGAGCGGCUGAUCGCCAGCUAUCAGUCACCACUGUCCGAGAUCAGUGAGAACGAGGCAAACACACGCGCAUGCGCUGCAGCAUCACCCUUUCAUGCGGGCAGCAAUAUUAUGGACGCCAAAAUUAACACACCAACAGCAGCAUCGUAUAAUGAGAGAGCUUCUACUAUCAACAAUAAUAACAAUACAACAACUAGUGGAAUUCCAAUGGGCGCAGAACAAUGCGAGCAACAGACGCGCCCACUUGAAACAACACAAGCAGACGCCGCUGUACAGCAGCCCAGGGAAGAGUUAAAUGAUACAGUUGCUGCUGUGGAGGAUGAAAUAAAAGCUAUUGCGUCGCAACCACCGAAGACUGUGGGCGCCGCCGUGGUGAGUGGUGACUUAACACCGCCACCACGCCCCUUCACCACUAGUGAGGUGGUGGGCAUGAGUUCGGCACUCGAUGAUGAUCCCGAUUUGCAUGUCGACAUACAAAUGCCCAAAUCGCGUUCGUUACCCACUUCGCCCGAUCAUCAUAGGCAUAGCUUGGACUCAGCAUCGGCAGAUAUUUUGACACGCAUGAAUGCGGCGCUUUUUGAAUUUGAGCAGCGGCGUGGCUUAGAUACAGCACUGCAUGCGCCCUUCGCUGCUGACAUGUCGGCACCAAUGCGCAUCUCGAAGUUGUCGAAGUCGUCAUUGUCUGCCGGCGCACCACUCACAGCAAGUAAGCCCAUUUCACCGCUGGGCUUGAAGUCCAAAAAACAGUUGGCUGCUGCAGCAGCGGUGGCAACAAACACACAGCAACAACAAUUCUGUUUACGCUGGAAUAACUACCAAACAAACUUGACAAAUGUCUUUGACGAACUGUUGCAGAAUGAGUCCUUUGUCGAUGUAACGCUUGCCUGCGAGGGACAAUCCAUUAAGGCACACAAGAUGGUGCUCUCCGCCUGCUCGCCCUACUUUCAGGCGCUUUUCUACGAUAAUCCAUGCCAGCAUCCGAUUAUCAUCAUGCGCGAUGUGCGGUGGGAGGAGCUGAAGGCUAUAAUGGAAUUUAUGUAUAAGGGUGAGAUCAAUGUAAGUCAAGAGCAGAUUAAUCCAUUACUGAAAGUUGCCGAAAUGCUGAAAAUACGUGGCUUGGCGGAGGUGAGUGCAGGAGGUGGCCACGGUGGCAUGGCCGCACCACAUCCCAUGAUGCCCGAACAACGCAUGACUAUAUUCGACGAAGAGGAUGACGUAGAGAGCGAUGAGGAAGGUGCCGAAGAUGGCUGCCAGAAACCAAAACGCGCACGCAUGCUCGACCCUACACUCGGCAAAACCUUUCCACAUGCAGCUGUGCUCGAUUUGAACUUGGCUGCACAGCGUCAGCGAAAACGCUCGAGAGAAGGCUUUUUCACCGAAAACAAUAUGUCACGCUUUGGCAUCAGUACAACAAUGCACACAGCAGGUGACAAUGCGGAAACCAACUCGCAGGUUGCCAUUGCAACAAAUGGCACCGCCGCUGAUACCGCCUCACAACCGCCACCCGUUGCCAUGACCACUUCGACUAUUGUACGUAAUCCAUUUGCUUCACCAAACCCUAAUCCCAAUCAUAAUGCCGGAGCAGCUAGCACCAAUCAAAAUAAUAUACAGUCCGCCACUGCAACACCUACUGCCCCCUCAGCGGUCGCUUCAUCAACACCAACACCACACGGCAGCGCUACACCGACUGCACCAGAUACGCCCACAUCGCAUGCCACUGCUCACUCAUAUCGUCCGCCAUCCAUGCCGUCGGCUAACAGCCUCAAAGGCGCUAUGUCUUCUCCAGCAGCAGCAGCAGCAGCAGCAGCUAGCGGUAUCCCCUUGAAUGUACAUUCCCAUCCAGUGGCCGCGGCGGCAGCAGCUGCUGCAUUGGGCGUUAAUCCGCAUCAUCCACAUCAUCCUCACCAUCAUCAUCAUCAUGCCGCGGCAGCCGCUCAACAGUUAGCUGCUCAGCAUCAAUUGCAUGCAGCGGCUCAUUCGCAUGCGGCUAUGGCCUCUGCUCUAGGCGCUUCAUUGGCUGCUGGUACCGGUCCUGGGGGCGCAGGCGCGAGUGGUGCACCAAAUAUGCCCCCGUCGAUGGGUCAUCAUGAUGAGUUGGAGAUCAAGCCGGAAAUUGCCGAGAUGAUACGCGAGGAAGAGAGGGCCAAAAUGAUUGAAAGCGGACAUCCGUGGAUGGGUGGUGCAUCGACGUCUUCCGUUACCGCAGACAGUUACCAAUACCAAUUGCAAUCGAUGUGGCAAAAAUGUUGGAACACAAAUCAACAAAAUCUCGUACAACAAUUGCGCUUUCGCGAGCGUGGGCCACUGAAGUCGUGGCGUCCCGAAGCAAUGGCCGAAGCUAUAUUCAGUGUGUUAAAAGAAGGUCUUUCGCUAUCACAAGCUGCACGCAAAUACGAUAUUCCUUACCCAACAUUCGUGUUGUAUGCCAAUCGCGUGCAUAAUAUGUUGGGACCCUCACUGGAUGGUGGCACCGAUCCGCGUCCGAAGGCACGUGGUAGGCCGCAACGUAUUCUGUUGGGCAUGUGGCCGGAGGAGUUGAUACGUUCCGUUAUUAAAGCUGUCGUGUUUAGGGAUUAUCGCGAGAUCAAAGAGGAUUUGGCACAUAUUUAUGCGAAUGGACAAAUGCAAGCGGGCUCCCCUUUUAGUGCUGCUGGUAAUGCUGCUGUCGCCGCAGCCGCCGCCAACGGUUACCACAACGCCGCUAAAUUAGCCGCCCAAAACGCCGCACUGGCACCACCCGACUCGCCCAGUCCACUCUCGACGAUGACCGAAACUUUGCGCCGUCAAAUCAUGUCCCAACAACAACAAUCACCCAUUUCACAAACAAUGAAUAUGUACAAAUCGCCAGCCUAUCUCCAGCGUUCGGAAAUCGAAGAUCAAGUAUCGGCAGCGAAUGCCAAACAGCAUGCCGAAGCGCGACGCGCCUCCGAUAGUAUGGCCGAUUUGAGCGCGUUGGGCGGCUUAAUGGGCAUACCCGGACUGAAUGUGAUGCCCACACAAGCGCAAGCGGCGGCUGCGUCGCGUGCUAGUCAAAUGCACCAAAGCGGUGGCGGUGUUGGCGCUAGCUAUGCACGCGAACGUGAACGCGAGAGAGAGAGGGAGCGCGAGCGUGAGCGAGAGAGAGAACGUGAACGUGAACGGGAGCGUGAACUGAAAGAAGCCAUGCAAGCACGUCAAUAUGGCAAUCAAUCUCGUGGCUCCAUUGGUACGCCCAGCGGUAGUAGCGGCCAAAAGAUGCCAGGCACAGCGGCUGCGGCUGCUGCCGCCACUGAUUCCGCAGCGGCAGCUGCUUAUGCGCACUACAAGAACAAAGAGCAGGCGAGUAAUUAUGCAUUCAAUAAGCGUUUCGCUGAAGCAAUGCCGCCCGGCAUUGACUUUGAAGCGAUCGCUAAUGGUUUGCUACAGAAAUCGGUGAACAAAAGUCCGCGUUUUGAGGAUUUCUUCCCCAGCGAAUUCUUUGGUAAUGCCGACAGUGCUGCCAGCGGUGGCGCUUCUUAUCCGCCCACGCGGGAAUCGCCUUUAAUGAAAAUUAAGUUGGAGCAUCAGGCGAGUGCUGAGGUGCCGCAUGAAGAUUAGAGUGAAUGGGAUGUAAAAAGUGAGUGUGUAAGAAAGAGAUAGAGAGAAUAUUUUAAUGUUUGAUAGGGAAGGGUAAGGCAAUAAUGUAGAAGUAGUUGUUGUAUGCCAUAUACAUACAUUUAUAAAUAUAAAGAAAAUAGUUUUUAAAUAAAAAAUGAAAUGAAAAAUGGUCGCUUUGAUGGGCGUAAGCGUAAUUCUUUAAGAAUACAAUUUUUUGACUGCUAUUUAACCCCAACGUAAGUAGGUUAGUAUGUAGAUUUUAGAUAUGCUAAAUGGCAUACGCAUAUACACACGCACAUAUAAGCACAUACAUUUAUAUGUCUAUAUUAUGCGCAGAGAUAAGCUUGAAAAUAAAAUAUGAAUUAAAUUUAUAAAUAAAAAUUUUGGUUUAAAUAAUUAGAUUAAUCGUAGUUAAAAGUUAAGGUAAGAAGAUAUUUUUUAAUUUUUAAUUUUUUUUUAAAUUUUUAUUUUUAUUUUUUUUCCAAUUAAAAGUGACACACAAAAUACAGUGACUAUUUAUAUAAUAAUAUAUUAUUAAUUAAAAUAAUUUAAGCGAUUUUCAGCUAUUGUAUUUCUCCUUUACAUGCAUAAGAUCUCGUUACUACGUACAUACAUAUGUGUAUACAUACAUAUAUAUGUAUUAACAUAACUAUUAUUAUU
Ceratitis capitata (Mediterranean fruit fly) is the source of this 4806-nucleotide messenger RNA. RefSeq names its product protein bric-a-brac 2 (gene bab2). The record is from RefSeq and is a predicted model, not a curated record. Gene Ontology annotation, cellular component: nucleus. Gene Ontology annotation, biological process: regulation of transcription by RNA polymerase II. The coding region runs from base 517 to 4146 and encodes 1209 amino acids. NCBI's taxonomy places the organism in Eukaryota, Metazoa, Arthropoda, Insecta, Diptera, Tephritidae. Gene Ontology annotation, molecular function: DNA binding; protein binding. The transcript is spliced from 5 exons.